AUGGGUCUAUCAGGUCCUAAAAAGAAAACUAAGAUCUCCAAUGAUCCCAACAACACCAAAUGGGCACGUUCGACCUCGGGAUUCGGCCAUAAGAUCAUGAGCUCCCAGGGCUGGACCCCAGGGAAUCGACUCGGGGCACGGAAUGCAGCACACGCCGAUUUCUUGACCAACGCCAGUACUUCACAUAUCAAAGUGACCCUUAAGGACGACAAUCUUGGGCUGGGCGCAAGGUUGGGGCGGGAGACUGAACCCACCGGACUUGAUGCAUUCAAGGGACUACUUGGACGGCUGAACGGGAAAUCCGACACGGAGCUGAAGCAGGACCAGCGCAAGAGGGAUGAUGUCAAACUGGCCCGCUAUGCUGCCAUGAAGUUCCCCGAGGUCCGUUUCGUCUAUGGCGGUCCUUUGGCGCAGGAUAAGGAGGAAGACAAAAUCGCAAAAUUACCGAACUUGAAGUCCCAGGACGCGAAUGAGAAUGGGCAAGAGAUCGACCAGCAAGCCAACGAGGCUAGCGACCCUGACAGCGAUUCUUCUGCGGCCGACCGCAAGUCUUCGAAGUCCAAGUCCAAGUCUCAAGUCGAAAACCGAAAAGUCCAAAUCGAAGUCAAAGGAGAAAUCGAAGGACAAGAGGUCGACUCAUCAUCGGCUUCCAUCGCGGAGUCGAAAAAAGAAAAGAAGUCUAAGAAGCGCAAGGCCGAGGCAGUUGAAGAGUCGAACCCAUCCACUGAAGAUGAUGAACCGUCCAAAGCCUCGGAGACUCUAGCACAGGGCCCAGUAACUCAAUCCGCGGUUCCCCGGGAGCGCCGCCCCAUUGGCCGCCAAGUUUUCAGAGGCCGGCACAUAGCACAAAAGAAACGGGCAUUAUUAGACGACAAAUCCCUCAACGAGAUCUUCAUGGUGAAAGCUUAA
Penicillium chermesinum is the source of this 909-nucleotide messenger RNA. RefSeq names its product telomerase inhibitor/ribosome biogenesis protein PXR1 (gene pxr1). NCBI's taxonomy places the organism in Eukaryota, Fungi, Ascomycota, Eurotiomycetes, Eurotiales, Aspergillaceae. Gene Ontology annotation, molecular function: nucleic acid binding. The transcript has 5 exons. Bases 1 to 909 code for a protein of 302 amino acids. The record is from RefSeq and is a predicted model, not a curated record.